AAGACCCCAGUAAUAGGCUAGCAAGGUGAGAACUGGCGUGGUAGCUAAUGAGGCGAGUGAAGAAAAUGCUACUGUAUUGGCAAAAUGGAAUUUAAAGUCUCAGACACACCAAUUUCUUGUAGUUCUGGAGAUUUCUGCUCGUCAGGCAGCCCGAGGGAAAUCCAUUUGAGCCGUGAUGGCAAUAGUGUCACCAAGAUCCUCAAGAUGAAGCAUUUUUACAAGGACUCGCACGUUAGCAACAGCUAGUUUAGCUAGCUAGCUAACACAAAAGAGUGGUCUACUAUGGCAGUGGAAACCAGGACUUAAUGUGUUUAUUACGAGCUUCCAUUGUCCAACUUCUGAGAGGAGAAAGCACAUUGUUGGAAUGAGCAUUUUGUAGACCUUUGAUGCAUCAUCACUCUCGGAGCCAUCUAUCAUGUCUGAUCCAAGUUAUUGGACCGCAUUACCAAGCUACAAGUCUCAUUUUGUGACUGGAGCAAUGCUAAAGCGAUCAAAAAGUUGCCGUAGCAGCAACAGGAAGAGUUUGGGCGUUGGCACUCCAUCACCCACCCUGUCUCGGCCCCUCUCCCCCCUCUCUGUCCCUACAGCUGGUAGCAGCCCUUUAGACAGCCCAAGAAAUGUGUCAACUAGUGCCUCUCUCAACUUCCCCUUUGCUCGAAGCCACAUGGCCCGCACUGACAGAGCGGAAGGAAGAAGAUGGUCUCUGGCCUCCCUCCCCUCCUCCGGCUACGGAACCAACCCCCCCAGCUCGACGGUCUCGUCUUCAUCCUCUUCCCAGGAGCGCUUGCACCAGCUCCCCUACCAGCCCACCCAGGACGAGCUGCACUUCCUGUUCAAACACUUCCGCAGCUCGGAGAGCGUGACGGACGAGGACGGGAGACCCUCGCCCUGCAUCCGCCCGCGGUCUCGCAGUCUCAGCCCUGGUCGGACGAGUGGCUCCUUCGAUAAUGAGAUUGUUAUGAUGAAUCAUGUUUACAAAGAGCGAUUUCCCAAGGCCACCGCGCAGAUGGAGGAGCGCCUGCUGGAGGUCAUCACGCACUGCUCUCUGGACAGAGCCCUCCCGCUGGGGGACGGGGUGCUGGGCUUCAUCCAGCACCAGCUGGUGGAGCUGGCCCGAGACUGCCUGGACAAGUCGCAGAAGGGCCUGGUCACCUCGCGGUACUUCCUGGAGCUGCAGGAGAAACUGGAGAAACUGCUACAUGAGGCGUUUGAACGCUCGGAGAGCGAGGAGGUGACCGUUAUCACGCAGCUCAUGAAGAAGAUCCUCAUCAUUAUCUCCCGCCCUGCCAGACUGCUGGAGUGCCUGGAAUUUGACCCGGAGGAGUUCUAUCACCUGCUGGAAGCGGCGGAGGGUCACGCCAAGGUGGGGCAGGGCAUUAAAACGGACAUCCCGCGCUACAUCAUCAAUCAGCUGGGCCUCACGCGCGAUCCCCUCGAAGACAUGGUGCAGCUGGAGCACUACGACUCCGCAGGCCCCUCGGUGGCUGCUGAGUCUGAUGACUCUCUGGAGAAUAAGUCCGCUUGCACACCUCCCCGACGGAAACCACUGGAAAGCGACUUUGAGACCAUGAAGCUCAUCAGCAACGGGGCCUACGGGGCCGUGUACCUGGUCCGGCACAGGGAGACCCGGCAGCGAUUCGCCAUGAAGAAGAUCAACCGGCAGAAUCUGGUGCUGAGGAACCAGAUCCAGCAGGUGUUUGUGGAGAGGGACAUCCUGACGUUCGCGGAGAACCCCUUUGUGGUCAGCAUGUUCUGCUCCUUCGAGACCCGCCGCCACCUCUGCAUGGUCAUGGAGUAUGUGGAAGGUGGGGACUGUGCCAACCUGCUGAAGAACAUGGGGCCCUUGCCCGUGGACAUGACCCGCAUGUACUUCGCUGAGACCGUCCUGGCCCUGGAGUACCUGCACAACUACGGCAUCGUGCACCGGGACCUCAAACCCGACAACCUGUUGAUCACCUCCAUGGGGCAUAUCAAGCUGACGGACUUCGGCCUGUCCAAGAUCGGCCUGAUGAACAUGACCACCAACCUGUACGAGGGCCACAUCGAGAAGGACACCAGGGAGUUUGUCGACAAGCAGGUCUGCGGCACGCCGGAGUACAUCGCCCCCGAGGUGAUCCUGAGGCAGGGCUACGGCAAGCCGGUGGACUGGUGGGCCAUGGGCGUCAUCCUGUACGAGUUCCUGGUGGGCUGUGUGCCCUUCUUCGGGGACACCCCUGAGGAACUCUUCGGCCAGGUGGUCAGCGAUGACAUCAUCUGGCCGGACGGGGACGACGCGCUUCCUGCCGACGCCCAGGAACUGAUCACCCGGCUGCUGAGACAGAGCGCUCUGGAACGCCUGGGAACAGGAGGGGCAAACGAGGUGAAGCAGCACCCCUUCUUCCUGGGCCUGGACUGGAAUGGACUGCUGCGGCAGAAAGCUGAGUUCGUCCCCCAGCUGGAAGGAGAGGAUGACACCAGCUAUUUCGACACUCGCUCCGAACGGUACCACCACCUGGGCUCCGACGACGACGAGGAAACCAACGAAGAAGAGUCCUCCCUGGAGAUCCGGCAGUUCUCCUCCUGGUCACAUCGCUUCAGCAAGGUGUACAGCAGCUCCGAGCACCUGGCCACGCCCUCCAACCUCAGCUUCUCCUCCACCGACCGCAGCCACAGCGAGGAGAAGGAGGAGCGCUGGGGGGCCUCCCCUGGGGAGGCGCACCGGCACGGGGGCAGCGGGGACCGCAGGCCGGCCGGACACCGCGGGAGCCUGCGGCCCCGCGCCUCCUCCAGCUCCUCCCAGUCGGAGCGCAGCGCCUCCCCCCUGGUGAUGAGCAGCACACACAGCCUGGAGACCAUGCCCCGAUUCGCCUUCUCCACCGACGACGAGGCUGAGGUGGUGGUGUCCAGCCUGCACCGCAUCCGGCUGCGCAGCAACAGCACGGGGGCCAAGCACUCCUCCCCCAAAGACCCGCCCCCGCCCCGUCGCUACGGACACCAGCUGGACACGCCCGACAGGCAGCGGCCGCCGUCCGCGGGGAAGGUCCCCAAAUCCGCCUCGGUGUCGGCCCUGUCCCUGAUCAUCACCGCUGACGACAUGGCGGGCGGUUUUCAGACCAGCCCCAUCUCCCCCCACUCGCUGUCCUCCAACCCGUCGUCCCGGGACUCGUCCCCCAGCCGGGACCUCUCGCUGGGGCUGAGCAGCCUGCGGCCGCCCAUCAUCAUCCACAGCUCCGGGAAGAAGUUCGGCUUCACGCUGCGGGCCAUCCGCGUCUACAUGGGCGACAGCGACGUGUACACCGUGCACCACAUGGUCUGGAGCGUGGAGGAGGGAAGCCCCGCCCACGAGGCGGGCCUGAGGGCCGGUGACCUCAUCACUCACGUCAACGGCGAGUCGGUCCAGGGGCUGGUGCACACCGAAGUGGUGGAGCUACUGCUGAAGAGCGGCAGCAAAGUGGCCCUUCAGACGACGGCGCUGGAGAACACCUCCAUUAAGAUCGGCCCCGCCCGCAAGACCAGCUGCAAGGGCAAGAUGGCGCGCCGCAGCAAGAAGAGCAAGAGGAGGGACAACCAGGACAGGUGAGAAACACAACCCUGCUCUAUACUACAGAAACACAACCCUGCUCUGAACUAGACAAGAAGCUUCUCCUCCGGGCUGCACCACUCUGUGUCCUCCAGCGAGAGUCUGCCGGGCUCCCCCACGCACAGCCUGUCCCCUGGGCCCUCCACCCCCUGCCGUAGCCCCGCCCCCGACCAGGCCUGCGACACAAACUCCCCCCAGAGCACGUCUCCCUGCUCCAGCUCGCCCAGCUCCCCGGCGACACACAUCCGGCCCAGCUCCCUGCACGGCCUGGGCCCCAAGCUCUGCAGCCAGCGCUACACCAAGGCCGGCCGGCGCAAGUCCACCAGCAGCAUCCCGCCCUCCCCGCUGGCCUGCAACCCCUCGGCCCAGCCCCUGUCCCCGCAGCGGUCCCCGUCGCCCCUGCCCGGCAUCGCCAAGACCCUGCACGCCUUCCACGGCAAGACGCUGUCCCCCCCGACCAUCGUGCGGCACAUCGUGCGGCCCCGCAGCGCGGAGCCUCCCCGCUCGCCGCUCCUGAAGCGCGUGCAGUCUGCCGAGAAGCUGUCCGCCGGUUACCACGGCGACAAGAAGGCCUACGCCUCGCGCCGGCACACGCUGGAGGUGCCGCACUGCGAGGUGGACGGCCCGUCCGACCCCGAGGGGGAGGCGGGGGGGUACCCGGGCGAGCUGGGCCGACUCGGGGGCUACCUGGGCGGGCAGCGCCUCCGCGGGGACUGGGGCAGCGGGGACCGGGCGGAGGAGGGCGUGGUGGUGAUGCGGAAGCUCAACCUGUCGGAGAGACGCGACUCGUUCAAGAAGCAGGAGGCCGUGCAGGAGGUGAGCUUCGACGAGCCCGAGGAGAAGCCCCCCGCCCCUCCGCCGGCCCCCGCCGCCGGCACGCCGCCCCCCCCGCGGACGCACUUCAAGGCCGCCUGGAUCGUGACGGGGCCGCAGGCCGCCGAGGAUGCGGGGGCCCGGAGGGUCCCCCAGGUGCCCCAGAUCGCCGUGCUGGGCUCGGAGAGCGAGGAGCCGUCCGAGACUGAGGAGGACAGCGACCGGGGCGAGGCGGAGCUCGGGAAGAGCGCCGUGGAGCCUGCGCCGGCGGAGAAGAGCAGCGCCCGGCAGGGGCAGGCCGCGGCCUGUGUGCGGAGAGGCAGUGUCAAGUGGGCCGGUCCCGACCCGCCAAAAGGCCCGGGAGGUUCUCCACAGACCUCGAGCCCUCAGAGAAACCAGCUGAGAGACUGAGCCUCCAGUGUUAAACACAAGAAGAAGAACGCACGCCGACAUGGCCAUAUCUCCACGAAGGUGCACCCCACCACUCCCGGAAAGUUGAAGGAAAAAGACGUUCCUUUGCCAAAAUAGCAUUUCCAAAAGAAGUUCAAAAGAUUUUUUUUUUUUUUUUUUUUUUUUUUUCACAUUUGGUUUCACUGAAGUGGAGUCCCGUCGGGAUCGCACUGUAGCCUAAACAUUGUGUUUUGUAAAUAUUUGAUAUGAAAGGGGGAAAAAAAGGCUAGUGAGGCUGGCCUUUUUUUCCCGGGCUUAUUUAUUACUUUUAUAACCUGAUGGGGAUUUGUAAUGGGGCCAAAACAGUAAAAUUGUUUUCUCCGUUGAUGACUAACCAGCCCGAAUUGCUAUUUUAUGACACCGUGACGGCACAACAUGUGUUGUUGUUUUAACAGUAUUUUAUGUUUUCAAUUUAAUAUGUACGAUGUCAGUUUUUCCUAGAAAUGUAGACGAUAUUUUUAAAUGGUUUAAUUCCGUCUUUAGAUGUAAUUGCGUUACAGAGUAGAUACUGGAAUAGAUUGCUGUUGUUUUUCUAAAAACAGUGAUGUAAAACUGGGGAGGAGAGCACUUAAGUGCAUCCCGACGUUGAAAAUGUUUUGUUUGCUUUGGAAGGGAACAAGUAAACAAAACCGUUCAUCUAAUGUCCAAAAUCCGUACUGUAGAAUUGAAAUUCGACAGCCUUUUGCUUUGAGAACGAACAAAUCUAGGACAGAGGUUCCAGGCCCAGUUCACUGAACCGAACGCAAACUUUGAUCCUUUAGUUUAUGUUACUGGCAUCCAAAAUCUUCUUCAGAUCCAAGGCAACUGAUUAAUAGUUAUUUAACCAUUUCCCCAGCGCUGUAUACAGAACAGCUUGAAGGGAAUAUGAUUGCAACAAAUGACGAAUGGUUCUGUAACUAUGGAUACCAAGUACUGGGUGUCCCAAUAGCUACUAUGAUUCUGUUGCCAUGGGGCCCCCCCCUCAUUUUAUUAGACGGAUUAUUUUCUCUUGUUUCAUAAAAUGUUGUCAUGUUGAAAGUAUUCAACACACACUGACAUAUUUUCUCCUACAUCGCCAUUUUGUUGCUAGAAUAUUGCAAAAGGCAGGAUGACCCGGAUGACACAGCAGUGUUCUUCCUGUCAUUCUGUCCCCUGAAGCGUUUCAGCUCGACCUCAGGAGCUCUCGGUACACGUCAGAAAGUUGUGCGUUACUAUGCAUCACUUUGUUCUCAAAGGUCACAUUUUUACAGGGAAUAUAGAAAACGUAGGAGUAGGAAAAAACAGAGCUAUUGAAUGCACUAAAUAUUUUCCGCACCACACUAACUUACCGUCACACUUAGUGACGAACGUUAAGCUAUUGCAUUAGUCCUGCAGUAUACUCUGUUCACCGUGAAGAGGUUCUAUUUCCAAUUUUCUUUUAUAACACUGAUGUGAGUUGUACGUACUGUAUAUGAAUUAAUAUAACUGUGAUCAACUUUAAUUGAAUAUGUCAGAGAUUGCUCUGGUCUCAAGCAUGACGGUGUGCGCUUGCUUGCUCUUAAGCAUGGAUCUGUCAUUGUGGGACCCCUAAACGUAACUGGUUCCACGUUUUCUUACUGUUGAGGCUGCCUAUGUACCACAGGCUGUUGAAGCCAGACAUGCAUUUCUGCUCCAAAAAAGUGUCUCCUCCUAGCCCACAUGAGAAGAGUACUUUGCUUUUUCCGAACAUGAACUCUGGCUCGAUCUUGCAUGUCCCAGGACGUAGAUUGAUUUGGCGCUCAGAAUAUCAGAUGGAGAAUCAAGGCUCGUCCGCAGCGAGAACGAUAACUGUAAUUAUAGCUAUAACGAUGUGAGCUUACACACUGAUGAGCGAUAACUAUAAUUAUAACGAUGUGAGCGUACACACUGAUGAGCGAUAACUAUAAUUAUAACGAUGUGAGCGUACACACUGAUGAGCGAUAACUAUAAUUAUAACGAUGUGAGCGUACACACUGAUGAGCGAUAACUAUAAUUAUAACGAUGUGAGCGUACACACUGAUGAAUGAUAACUAUAAUUAUAACUAUAGCAAUGUGAGCGUCCACGCCGAUUAUCGAUAACUAUAAUUAUAACGAUGUGAGCGUACACACUGAUGAGCGAUAACUAUAAUUAUAACUAUAGCAAUGUGAGCGUCCACACCGAUUAUCGAUAACUAUAAUUAUAACGAUGUGAGCGUACACACUGAUGAGCGAUAACUAUAAUUAUAACUAUAGCAAUGUGAGCGUCCACACCGAUUACCGAUAACUAUAAUUAUAACGAUGUGAGCUUACACACUGAUGAGCGAUAACUAUAAUUAUAACUAUAGCAAUGUGAGCGUCCACACCGAUUAUCGAUAACUAUAAUUAUAAUGAUGUGAGUGUCCACACUGAUGAGCGAUAACUAUAACUAUAGCGAUGUGAGCGCCCACACUGAUGAGCGAUAACGUUCUGUAAAUAGCCUCUCUGCUAUGUCAUCUGCCAUUUUGUCCUGAAAAUUAAGAUGGCUUUUGAUUGGCUGUCGGUAUCUUGUCGUUCAUGCAGCUGGGAAAAAUCGAUUACGACGAUACGGUUCGUCAGUGUCGUUGUGGUGUGGAGUUCGCCUCGUCCACCUGUGUUAGAACAAUUUUUUUAAAUUACAUAUUUACGGUUUUUGUUACUGUUAUCGUUCUUGGUUUGGACUGGCUUUGAGAUGGGGAUAUUUUGUGGGUGUAAUGCUUGAGAAUCCUUUGCAUGGUCAUCCCAGUUUAAAUGGUUUAUCUACAGUCUUGACUUGUGACACACUGAUCUAUUGUGUGCGUUGAGCUUUUCUGAAUUUCUUAAACUUCUCAACCCCUACAUUUGGCCUUUUAUGCAUUUAAAGUAUUUCUUCUGUUCUUUGAUAUUAUCAAUCGAUGUUUACAUUGGAGUAAGGUGCACUUGCUUACAUUGAAGGCAAACCAUUCUCACGAAGAAAGUAACAAAUAAAAUAAAUCGGUAGAGAAAAAAACCCCACAAAAAUACAGAGGAAUAUCCCAUUCCUUCAAAAACCAGGAUUCAAUAGACACUUUUUAAUCUUUUUGUACUGUACAAGUAUUUCUGUAUGUAGAUUUUGAUAUGGUAGCUGUUUGGAAGCUGCGAUGUCAUGGAUUUUUAUUCCAUUUGCUUCUUGACCAAACUUGAUGAUAACGUUCACACCAGCUGAUGUUCAAGUGUCGGAGGUGUCGCUCUGUCUUGAGUGACGGGACGGUGGCGUUGAAGGAUGGGCCUUGGGCGGGACUUAGGCACGGUGACAUGAGAAAUGUAUUCACACAGAAUAUCAAAUUAUCAGUACCUGUGCCGUUAUUUCAGUCUGGCCUGGUCUGUCUUGGUGCAAUUCCUAAGAAGUUGAGUUCUAAAUCUCCCCAUCUGCCAUAUAGCUGGAUUGUACUGGACAAUGACUGACCCAGACUAAAGACUUUACUUUAAAUCCAGGAAUAUAAAGUAACGUCUUUAGUACUUGGGCAUCUCUUGAAGACAAAAUGGCCGCACACUGGUGUUUUGAUACUGGAUAAUAUCCUGGACGGUGGAUUUGUAAGGAAGGCGUCCCCAUGGCCCGUUUAAUACUCUGCCUGUAUGAUGUCUUAUAAAUUGUUUACAUUGUUUUGGACAAUUCAGCGAGAAGCAUGUGCUCUGAAUAAUAAAACAAAAAUGGCUUUUUGUAAUCCUGUAUUUCUACUUGAUGAAACCACUCCAUUUGGUAAACUGUAGUGCGUGGUUCUUGUGUUACAAAGUCUGCAUCUGAACACUAUCACGUAAACAUUUUGACAUACUUUGAGACCGUAAACCCUUACUUUGUUGGUUUAGUGUAUAUUUUUAUUUGUAUUUUUUUUUCCUCAGUCAUUUCAAAAAAAAAAAAAAAAAAAAAAAAAAAAAGAAUUCUGUUGGAUGCAUGCUGCAUGUGACAAGUGCACAUGGUACUUGAUCGCGCGGUUUUCUGGGUAACGUGUUCCCCUCCCUUUGACUCGUGUGUGCAAGGCAGUGUUCUGACUGCAAAAAAAAAAAAGCCCUUUGUGCUGUUCAGAUCUAUGACUCUCUCAUCGUCUGAACCACAAACUAACUUGGGGCCAGGUUCUUCAUAAAAUGUUUUUGUAAUUUUUUUUGUUUUUUUUUGCCUGGAAGUUGAAUAUUUAACAUUAAUUCUGCAUAUGCUUACGUUAUUUCACUGGACACAUGGAGCUGCCCUCUCUCAUUCAUCUUAAUGCUGCACCUAAAUCCGCUUUCUCCCGAAAGCGUUUCACCUCGGAGUGGGUUUGUUUGUGGUUCGGAGGUGGGCUGAAGGGUUAUGGGCGUAUGCAGAUGUCCACAGGCCCGAGGUGUUUCUCAGUAAACCACGGAGAGGAACGUCAUCAAUCAUAACCAUCUCCGCUGCAAACAUGGGCAACGUUCACCUCAAACCCCUUCCGAUUCCUUUACUUAUUCUCUCUGUUCCACGUCAUUCUGUACGAACAAUGCUGAGUUUAAACUGACUUUUCUUUUUCUUUUUUAGAUUAAUUAUUUGAACACUGCAUGCAAAAUUUAAUUUGCCAGAAGUUACAGGUGAAGGGGUACAUAAACAAAACUAGUAUGCAAAAACGACAAAAAAAAUGUUUUAAUGAUUUUGUGAAGCUGGUAUAAUUGAGAAAUACUGAAGUUAAGGGCUAGAAUGUCUUGCUGUGCACAUGGGUAACCGAUGAUGUUCUGGUUCUGUUGGGUUUGGUUUGGUUGGGUUUUGUCCGGCGUGUUUCUGCCGAGGCUCCUGGUCCGCAUUGGCACGAUUCUGCUCUGUAGCGCCUGGUGCUGGUUGGUGCGAAGGAUUUUAUUUUUUAUUUAAAGUUUUAUUUUUUUGCUGUUCUAUAACAGUGUUUUAUAAUAAAUUAUUUGCAGAUGGCGUUUGAUAUGAAAUGCA
Conger conger (European conger) is the source of this 9698-nucleotide messenger RNA. Its product is annotated as microtubule-associated serine/threonine-protein kinase 3-like. Gene Ontology annotation, biological process: intracellular signal transduction; peptidyl-serine phosphorylation. NCBI's taxonomy places the organism in Eukaryota, Metazoa, Chordata, Actinopteri, Anguilliformes, Congridae. The record is from RefSeq and is a predicted model, not a curated record. Gene Ontology annotation, molecular function: protein binding; magnesium ion binding; ATP binding. The transcript has 27 exons.